Molecule: messenger RNA, 2262 nt
Organism: Ctenocephalides felis (cat flea)
Lineage: Eukaryota; Metazoa; Arthropoda; Insecta; Siphonaptera; Pulicidae
Product: ATP-binding cassette sub-family F member 2
Exons: 11
Coding region: 169-2061 (630 amino acids)
Molecular function (GO): ATP hydrolysis activity; ATP binding
Source: RefSeq, a predicted model, not a curated record
AAAGUUAGUACAAUAGUAUUUAUAUAGAUAAUAAUCCAUGUGUAAUAUUAUGUAUUCCAUGUGCCUAUAAAAACAAUAUAUUUUAGAAUUACAUUGCGUGAAACUCUCAUAUGUCAUUGUGUCAAUUUUGAGGUAUCUCUAGUUUCAGAACAAUCUUGAGCCUUUAUCAUGCCUUCUGAUGCCAAAAAACGUGAACAGCAACGCAAGAAGGAGCAAGCGAAAGCCAGACAGGCUGGCAAAAAAGUUGCAACUAAAAAUGGUGAAGAAAAUGACAAAGAACAAUCUCCAGCCCCCAACCAAACUAAUGGAGUGAAAAGUAAUGGAACUACAGAGCUCUCUGCAGAAGAAAUUCUUUGUGCGAAACUGGAAGCAGAAGCAAAAUUGAAUUCUGAUGCCAGGUCUUGCACAGGAUCUUUAGCUGUCCAUCCACGCUCAAGGGAUAUUAAAAUAGCUAAUUUUUCUGUAACUUUCUAUGGUUGUGAAUUGCUUCAAGACACUCUUUUAGAAUUAAAUUGUGGGAGGAGAUAUGGUCUUUUAGGCCUUAAUGGAAGCGGCAAAUCAUCACUAUUGUCUGUUCUUGGUAAUCGUGAAGUACCAAUUCCUGAGCAUAUAGACAUCUUUCAUUUAACUAGAGAAAUGCCUGCUAGUGAUAAAUCUGCUUUGCAAUGCGUUAUGGAAGUUGAUGAAGAAAGGGUUAAACUUGAAAAAUUGGCUGAGGAACUUGCACAGUGUGAUGAUGAAGACUCUCAAGAUCAAUUGAUGGAUGUCUAUGAACGCUUGGAUGAUAUGUCUGCGGAUACGGCUGAGGCAAGGGCUGCACAUAUAUUACAUGGUCUUGGAUUUACAAAAGAAAUGCAAAACAAAGCUACAAAGGAUUUCUCUGGAGGAUGGCGUAUGAGAAUUGCUUUGGCUAGAGCCUUGUAUGUUAAGCCACAUCUUUUGUUACUUGACGAACCAACAAAUCAUUUAGAUCUUGAUGCAUGUGUAUGGUUAGAAGAAGAAUUGAAAAGCUAUAAAAGAAUUCUGGUAAUUAUAUCACAUUCUCAAGAUUUUCUUAAUGGCAUUUGUACAAAUAUUAUACAUGUUACUAAGAAACGCCUCAAGUACUAUACUGGUAAUUAUGAAGCGUUUGUUAGAACUAGAAUGGAAUUAUUAGAAAAUCAAAUGAAACAGUACAACUGGGAACAAGAUCAGAUAGCACAUAUGAAGAAUUACAUUGCAAGGUUUGGUCACGGUUCUGCAAAACUAGCCAGACAAGCUCAAUCUAAAGAAAAAACUUUGGCUAAAAUGGUUGCCCAAGGUCUUACUGAAAAAGUAACUGAUGAUAAGGUUCUUAACUUUUACUUCCCUAGUUGUGGCACUGUGCCUCCACCGGUCAUCAUGGUGCAAAAUGUUAGUUUUCGUUAUAAUGAAAGUACACCAUAUAUAUACAAAAAUUUGGAGUUUGGUAUUGAUUUGGAUACAAGGCUGGCUUUGGUUGGUCCUAAUGGAGCAGGAAAGUCCACGCUACUCAAAUUGCUGUAUGGUGAUUUGGUGCCUACAUCCGGGAUGAUAAGAAAGAACUCUCAUUUGAGGAUAGCUAGGUAUCAUCAGCACUUGCAUGAGUUACUGGAUAUGGAUUUGUCACCAUUAGAAUAUAUGAUGAAAGCUUUCCCAGAAGUUAAGGAACGUGAAGAGAUGCGAAAAAUUAUUGGUCGUUAUGGACUUACUGGAAGGCAGCAAGUUUGUCCAAUUCGUCAACUCUCUGAUGGUCAACGUUGUAGAGUGGUAUUUGCAUGGCUUGCCUGGCAAGUCCCGCAUCUUCUUCUACUUGAUGAACCUACCAAUCAUUUGGAUAUGGAAACAAUUGAUGCCUUGGCUGAUGCCAUCAAUGACUUUGAUGGUGGCAUGGUUCUAGUUUCUCACGACUUCAGGCUCAUUAAUCAGGUCGCUGAAGAGAUUUGGGUUUGUGAGAACCAGACAUGCACAAAAUGGCAAGGGGGUAUUUUGAAGUACAAAGAUCACCUCAAGAGCAAAGUUCUGAAGCAAAAUGCUGCUAAUCAAGCAAAUUUAAGAAAAUAGUUCUUUCAACUAAUUCACUAGAAGAAUGUACAUCUGUUAUUUUGCAAUGCUGGAGUACUUUUUACAAGCUUUCUUUAUUAAUUGUUUUCUGAUAUAUUUUUGUUAAAACAUGACUUCAGUAAGAUGUUACUAUAUUCAUUCUAAUAAUAUUUGGUAUUACAAUGGUAUAAAAGAAAAUUGAAUAUAGCACUUCAAAAAGAA